Talaromyces atroroseus is the source of this 1023-nucleotide messenger RNA. RefSeq lists its product as hypothetical. Lineage: Eukaryota; Fungi; Ascomycota; Eurotiomycetes; Eurotiales; Trichocomaceae. The record is from RefSeq and is a predicted model, not a curated record. The coding region runs from base 1 to 1023 and encodes 340 amino acids. The transcript has 2 exons.
AUGUCUUACCUAGCUCCCUACGCCGCCGACCAUGAGGACACCAAUGGACCAGGCGAUGCUCGUCCAACAGCCCUCAAAGUCAUUCGUGACCAGAAACUCGACGGCACUUUGGCAGGAAAGGUGUUCUUUAUUACAGGUGGCACUGGUGGUAUCGGGCUUGAGACAGCACGGGCAAUCCAUGUUGCCGGCGCAGAUGUCUAUAUCACGGGCCAGAAUCGCGAGAACGGAGAAGCUGCGGUAGCUUCAAUUACCGGCGAUGGAAAGCCUGGAAAAGUCAUUUUUCUAGAAAUGUACCUUCAUACUCUCUCAAAUGUGCGAGAGGUCGCGAAGAAGGUAUUAGAGCUCUCAGGAGGAAAAUUGAAUGUUCUGGUUUGCAAUGCUGGCAUUCGUGGCUAUCCCAAGGACAAAACCACAGACGGCUUUGAGCAGCACUUCGGAAUCAAUCACCUAGGCCACUUUGCGCUUUUUCAAGUGGUCAAGGACGCUCUCAUCGCAUCGUCCACUCCCUCCUACAAUUCCCGAGUCGUUGUGCUUAGUGCACAGGGACACCGACAGUCUCAGAUCCGGUUCGAUGACCUCAACUUCGAGAACCGGCCCGAGGAGUACCAGCCUCUUCUCGCAUACGCCCAGUCCAAGGUAGCCAAUAUCUACAUGUCGAAUGAAAUCGAGCGUCAAUUCUCCGCGCAGGGCGUCCAUUCCACCUCCGUUAACCCGGGCGUCAUUUUGGGUACUGGAUUAAAUCGCAAAACGCCACCGGAGCAGAUGGCUGGCCUGCUGAAGAUUCCUGCUAUAAGAAACGGCCUCAAGUCGGCGGAGCAAGGCGCUGCAACCACUGUGUGGGCUGCUACGGCGAAGGAGUUUGAAGGUGUUGGGGGCAAGUUUUUGGAGAAUGUCCAGGUCGCUGGUCCGUAUGACCAGACCAAAGGUCAGUUUGCACCUGGAUUUGCAGAGCAUGCUUAUGAUGAGGAUGCCGCGAAAAAGCUUUGGGUGGAAAGCUUGAAGUUGGUCGGAUUGAAGGAGUAA